Messenger RNA from Cuculus canorus (common cuckoo), 6454 nucleotides. It is a transcript of the gene FAXC, whose product is annotated as failed axon connections homolog, metaxin like GST domain containing. The record is from RefSeq and is a predicted model, not a curated record. Gene Ontology annotation, cellular component: cytoplasm. NCBI's taxonomy places the organism in Eukaryota, Metazoa, Chordata, Aves, Cuculiformes, Cuculidae. Bases 33 to 1229 code for a protein of 398 amino acids. The transcript has 6 exons.
GGGCGGCUGGCGGGGGGCAUGCGGGCCGCGGGAUGCGGUGGGGGGUGGCGCUGGCGGCGCCGCGGUGCUGCGUGCCGGAGCUGAGCCGCGGGUGGGGCGCGGAGGAGCCGCCGCCGCCCGCGCUCUAUGGGGGGCAGAUCGUCGCCUUCCCGCUGGCGGGCGGGGGCGCCAUGGCGGCGCUGGGGCCCGACUCCUGGUGGAAGAAGACACUGUACCUGACGGGCGGCGCCCUGCUGGCCGCGGCCGCCUACCUGCUGCACGAGCUGCUGGCCAUCCGGAAGGAGGAAGAGCUUGAUUCUAAAGAUGCUAUCAUACUGCAUCAGUUUUCCAGGCCUCGCAAUGGCGUUCCAAGCUUAUCUCCAUUCUGUCUGAAAAUGGAAACUUACUUGAGGAUGGCUGAUUUGCCCUACCAGAACUAUUUUGAUGGAAAACUUUCCCCCCAAGGGAAAAUGCCAUGGAUUGAAUACAAUCACAAGAAGGUGUCUGGCACCGAGUUCAUUAUUGACUUUUUGGAAGAGAAACUUGGAGUGAAUUUAAAUAAACACCUUGGUCCUCAUGAAAGAGCUGUUUCCAGAGCUGUAACAAGGAUGGUGGAGGAGCACUUAUACUGGACUUUAGCUUAUUGCCAAUGGGUGGAAAAUCUUCACGAGACGCAAAAGAUGGUUUCACUUUUUGGGCCCUUCAGUGACUUGCUGAAGUGGAUCUUCUGCCACUUGACAAAAGGAAUCGUGAAGCGGGAGAUGUAUGGCCAUGGCAUUGGCCGCUUUACGGAGGAGGAGAUGUACACGCUGAUGGAGAAGGACAUGCGGACUCUAGCAGGCCUUCUGGGUGACAAGAAGUACAUUAUGGGGCCAAAUGUUUCCACUGUUGAUGCCACUGUCUUUGGGCAUCUGGCACAGGCAAUGUGGACAUUACCAGGGACUCGACCAGAGAGGCUAAUCAAAGGUGAACUAAUUAACCUUGCUAUGUAUUGUGAAAGAAUAAGGAGGAAAUUCUGGCCAGAAUGGCACCAUGAUGAUGAUAACACUCUGUAUGAAUCUGAGGAAAGCAGCGAAGCAAGCAAGAUUUACAGCCCUUUGCAGGACUUCAGUUUUUAUUCAAGGACAGAAACAUUUGAUGAGGAAGGAAACAGUAUUUCUCAAACCCCUGACACAGAUUACACUGGACACUCCCUCUUUGAUUCAGAUGUGGACAUGGAUGAGUACAGAGAUCAUGAACAAUACAAAUGAUCCAUACAAGCAUAUCCCGUUUUGCAGACAAGCUGUUUCUUGAGAUCAGUCUGAUUUAUUUUCUCCUCCAGGUGAAGAAGGGGUUUAUACCACUUUGGAAGAGACCAUUGUGCUUGACUCAGCUGUCACAUACUACCUGGACUAUUUUAGUCUUUCAUUUUCUGUAACUGUUCAGGUGGAACCAAGGUAAACAGUUAUUUAAGACACACAUGGGCAAACUGGAGAUCCAAAGGGAACAGGACCUUUCAUGCAUUCAAGACCAAAUUCCACAGCCAGGUGGGACAGACUUCUGGGAAGUGGAGCGUUUGUCAGAGCUGGUUUGUGUUGACUUCUUACCUUUACUGGAAUGGGUUAAGGACAAAAAUAGAGGAGGCAUGGCUGGCACACCUUUCUCCCAUGGGAGAAAAUUAUUGAUACUGUAUUGAUGUAGCAUAGUUUUGGGAGGAUAUCAUUUGUUAGCUACCUGUACUCUGGGUGUGUAUGUUGUUACAGCAUCUGCAGGAAAGAACUGCACCCAUAUCUUUCAGAGACAGUCAAGGAGAACAGGAGGAAAACCUAUUCCUACAGAAAGGCGCUUUUUUGUGAUCCUUGUCCUUUGCAGAAGAUUGGAAUUGCUACUGUCAAAUAUUUUUACUCAGAAGGGAAAUGUCAGUCUUAAUAUAUAAUCUCCCAGACACUCAUCUGGAAUGUCUGUUGCCCAUGUUUUCAAAUUAUUAUUAUUAUAUUUUUACUUCCUGCCACUGGCUGUUGUCUGUUAUUGAUAGGCAAGGCUAAAGAAUUGGGAUUUGUUACUAAGUGUGGUGCAUCUCAGCAGUGGGUGCUUUGUGUGCUUUACCAGCAGACGUGUCAAACCCAUGAAGCUCUUGCAGAGUGAUUUGUGUGUUUGUAGAUGUGUAGUGCUGUGUAAAUGCAAGAUGUUGGCCCAGGCAAUCAAAUGUUUCAGAGCUGCCUUGGAGAGUGCGUCAGUAAGUGCUGGACACUGUGCUAGCUUACAGUGCACAAUCUCUAAAACUGGUUCAUGGGAGGCAUUUGAGACAGAACGUCUGUGUCAGCACCGCUGUCUUUGGGGAUUUCCAGGUGCUGAAAGAGUGACCAGAAUUUAUUUUAAGGCUAGCACAUCCAUGAAUCUGAAACUGCAAAUCCAGAAUGAUUGCACAGCUGCUGAAAUGCUUCAUGUUCGUUUCUCUGUAAAUACAGGUUAGAAGUGAGAAUUAAUCCAUUGGAUUUAUUCACCACUUUGAAGGUAAGCAUGUACAUCAGUGUUGCUUGCUGUGACUGUUGGUUUAGUACAGAUAAAGCAUAUAGAACAUAUAGACAGUUGCAGUAUUUGUAAGCAUGUGAAUAAAUUUGGUAUUUGCCUGCAGACAUUGGUGGUGAUCUGUUUAAAAAACAUUUAAAUUAUAACUUUCUCAGUGAGUUACAGUUAGAUUUAUCAGAAUCCCUCAGCACAGUUUUUAUAAUGUGUUGGUUGUGCCACGCAGUCUGGGAGCAGACAAGGCAGACAAUUGCUUUAGGAUGUAAAUUUUUAGUAGUUCUGAUAGUCUGGAGCUUGAAAUUACUCCAGCUUUCAAAGACUCUCCCUUUCUUGGAGCGUGGAGUGUCUUCUGUAGAGGAAAGUGCUUGCUCUGAGGAAGCAUGAAGCUAGCCAUGGCUCUGAAAGCAGAGGGACACACAUCUGCAGUGAGUUCCCAGAUCUGUUUGGGAUCGUGGAAGCCACGGCGGGUGUAGUCUGCACCUAUUCCCUCAGUUCCCAGGCAUGAUCUUGGAGCCACAUCCCAGUCAAUGGUCUCUGUUGUUGUGGGCAAGUAUCAUAUACAAAGUGAACUGAGAAGGAGGAAUAUGUCAUCCAGUUACUUGGGACUCUUCUUAGGAAAUGAAGCAUAGGAGCAGAGCAUGAGAAGAUAAGUCUUGGCUUGAAAGCACAGAGGUGAUGACCUGAAAUGCCUGUGAAACUCCAUAGCCAAGUCAGGGCAAAUGCUUCCUGCAAAGAUGUAGGUAUUGGUAUUCUGGAUAAAAGAUAUCCAUGUCAAAAAGCUCCUCUUUAAAAAUGUUUGGGUGUUGGAAAUUCCGAUGGAGAUGUUCUCAUUCAUUUACCUUUGCAUGUUUGAAGGUUCUGCUUUCUCCAUCUUUUCAGCGUUGGGAGGGUGUGUUUGCAGGAGGUGAGUCCCAGCUGUGAGGCACAGUCAUUAAAAGACCAGCCUGACUUUAGUGGGCUGUGUCACCUUUAUAAUUUUGGUGAGCUAUCUGAUGUGUCCAUGGCAGCGGCCCUUGCAACAACCCCAAAUGUGGGUUAACCAGGAGUCAGUGGCAUUACUUAACCCUCCAUGUGCGUGCAGCCAGAUCUGGAUUUUGCAGGACUGCCGUGCAGCAGCAGGUGCAGAGAUGGAGAUGCCAGCAUGUGCACAGCAAGUGUCACACCAUGGCCUCAUUUGCACACCAGUUUCUGGCACUGCUGGCAUGGCAGGUAGAGCCGGUAUCGCCGUACUACGGCAUGGGGACCUGCACCAAGGAUGUAGGUGUGUCACAGGGCCACAGUUGCGUUUGCAUCUGGGUAUUUUUGUUGUUUCGAAUUAUUGAUGUGCCUCUGCAGAGGCUGAACCUCAUCCUGACUGACCAGGUGAUGGGCUUCAUCCCUGGGGAGGGUGAAGAAAGGAGAGGAUUGGAAUGGGAUGCAGAAGGGGAUGUGGGUUUUUGCUACCAUCUGAGGGUUUUCAGGGUGUUUAUCAGUAAAGGUGAAUGUAUUUUGCAGUGCAUCGCAUGCCUUCCCUUUCUGAGGGAUUGCUAGGGUUACCUUAGACAAUUUAGUUGACUUUCUUCUCAUGACAGCUACUCUAGAUAAAGUCUACAUUUUUGUGUUUGGCUGUGUUUCAACCUAGAGGUGAAAUUAAGAAACAGUGUUUAGGAAUUUAUAGGUGUUGUGUUUUGUCCAGGUUUGGUAUGAAAUCCUUGGGUUUAUUUAUCCCACCCAAAACCAAAUACUGACUAUUAUACCUGUUUAAAAGGAUUUGAUCCAAGCUUUUUUAUUUUUCGAAUCUCAUCUUGGCAAAAUGUGCCCGAGGGGAAGGAAGGAUGUUUUAAAAAAAACCCAUGCUUUUCUAACAUCUAUAAAAAAGUGCUCGUUCAUUUUGGUUUGCAUGGGGGAAGAGAAAACAAGAGUUUUCUUCAUUAAAAACAGAACAGAUGUUUUAACUUUCCAAAAUUCUGCUAAAAGAGCAACCGUUUCUUAGUCCUGUAGUGUUUGGGGUUUUUUUUUCCCUUCAGUUUAACUUUCCAAAAUUCUGCUAAAAGAGCAACCGUUUCUUAGUCCUGUAGUGUUUGGGGUUUUUUUUUCCCUUCAGUCAUCUUUAUUUUCUUUUUCUUGGUGCUGAGGGUCUGUACAGAACUGAAAAUAGACAGAAUGCAUCUUUAUUUUCUGUGGUUUCUUUCUGCCUCACUGAUCAAAGCUGCCAGCAAGUUUGUCUUAGGGAUGUUGGAGGUCCUGGCUGUGCUGCUUGUGGGUGCUGAGGACAUCAGGUGUCUCUGUGGCAGUGAGACCUGGGGCACCCGCAGGGUGCUGACUGCCCAGCGGGUGAUCUGGGAUGACCACCUCAAGCUGGAGGGCAAAGGAGGCCACGGUGUUGUGUCAGAGGUGAUACUGAUCACACAAGGUUUUUCCCCACCUGUGAAUCCUGCUGCAUUGGUCAGGCACUCAUUGCUGGGUGACAUCAGGAAGGGUUCAAAGACUUUUAUCCCAGGAGUCAGAUGUCUGUGAGGUGAGGGCAUCACAGCCAAACCUGGAUGUGGUCCCAGCUGUGGCCUCAGGCUGGUUUCUGGUAGGCGAUGGUGCGUGGCCCUGGUAGGAAGAAAGCUAGUCUGGGGCUCUUUCACACUGUUCGUCACCUCCUGAAACAGGAUAGGGGUCCUUGUAAGGUAGGGGAGGAGGCAGCGGGUAGAAGAGCAGAGGGUGGUGUGUGGUGGGGGUGCCAAGUGGUGUCACUGCAGGAGGACACAGUCUGAACCAUUGGCCUGGCCAGCCCUGUUCCAGCUAGCUGGGCAGGAGCCCUGCCCUGCUCUCGAGCUGGAGCAUGACCCCUCGUUCUGGCAAGGACAGAGCAUGGUUCCUUCCAGUUACUUUACCUUAAAUACUGCCAAAGGCUGAGUGCUGCAUUUGUUUCAGUCCUGCUGCUUUAAGGGAAUGGAUAAUUGGUCUGCCCCGUGUUUUGCAAAUGGGAGUUUAAAGCAAGCCCUGCUUUUCCAGUAGAGUUAGAUUUGAAGCAGUCUGCUGUUUUUUGUUUUUUUUUCUUUUCCAUGUGAAUUGCAGUGUUUGACUGUGUAACACACUGUCAUGUCAAAAGGGAUUUGUUUACCCCUGUUGGACUCAUUGGCUCUGUCAGCAGAGCUCACUGUUACCAAGUGGGGGAAACCGUCGCCGGGAUGUGUAGGUCCUACAGAAAUCCUGCAAAUGUGGUGCUGGAUUUAAAAACCAAACCAAACCCGAUGUUUCAGAUCUGGAGGACUGUUCCCAUCCAAUUAUAACACUGCAAGUCACACGUUUUGAUCUUUAAAACCUUGGCAGUGUCCCUCCAGAUCUGUAUUCUCUUUGAAAAAAUACUACCUGAAAUAUUUCUGCAGCAACAGUUCAGGCACAAAUUUCCUUUUGUCAGUGAUGCCUGCUCAAGUAAUCAUGACAGUUUCAUCCUGGUUUUAUUGAAAGGGCUGUAUCUGUCAGAUACUAAGCCUUACAAAAUAUUGCCUGUUGGAAAAGUGUGUUAUGUGCAGAUUUAUGCAGGGCAGCUCACCAAGUGAAAUUUCUGUGGCAGAGGAUGAAUUCAAGUGGGUUUUGUCCUUAACUGUUUGAAUAAGAAUUCAAAUCUGACAAGCUAUUUAGGCCAGCCUCCCCCACACCCUGUCCCCAAAUAUUUCAAAAUUAUGAAUUAGGUGUGUUAUAGAAGUAAAGCAAAUUGUGCUCUCUGAAUGCAGAAUUAUGUUGAAUGGCCCAGUAGCUGGUCUGUGGAAAUGGAUGUACAUAGCGUAGGUCUGAGUUGUGCUAUAUGUGUCAGUGCCUGUGAUCUGAAGGAGCACCCAAGCAGUAGUGUCUAAUUCCGUGGGCCAAGAGAACUAAAGGUACCUUUGAAUGACCGCAGUAGUUUUCAGCGGUGGAUUAGUGCUAUGGGUGUUUGUAUAUGCUGUGCUAUGCUUUGGCUAUAGCAUAUAUAUAUAUAUAUGUGUGUGUGUGUAUAUAUAUA